UUUUUUUUUUUUGUUGCCGGUUCGUACUGAAGGAGGCAGAUUUCCAAACCCAUGAUGAAGCUAAAACCAAACCAGACCAGGACAUACGACGGCGAGGGUUUCAAGAAGAGAGCAGCAUGUCUGUGCUUCAAGAAUGAACGUGAAGAAGAGGUUCUGCUGGUCAGCAGCAGUCGUCACCCGGACCAGUGGAUCGUCCCCGGGGGAGGGAUGGAGCCAGAGGAGGAGCCAUGUGGUGCAGCAGUGCGAGAGGUGUUUGAGGAGGCUGGUGUGAAGGGCAAACUGGGACGCUUGCUUGGUGUAUUUGAGCAAAACCAAGAUCGGAAGCACCGGACGUACGUGUAUGUGUUGACUGUGACAGAAACCCUGGAGGACUGGGAAGACUCUGUCAACAUAGGCCGUAAGCGGGAGUGGUUCACCGUGGAAGAGGCCAUCAAAGUGCUGCAGAGCCACAAACCCGUUCACGCCGAGUACCUGCGGAGGCUCCAGCUCAGCUGCUCCCCAACCAACGGAAACUCCAUCCUCCCAAGCCCCUCACCAAACGACAACUACCCCCAUUACAGUGCUACUCCCACUACGCCCUCGACGGGCAGCGUGCUGGGCUCCUCCUGCAGAUAGGACUGCACCUCAAUCUCCUGUCCCAUCUAUCUGGGACAGUUUACUCAAAGUCUGUACAGUCUCUUGCAUGAAUCUAAUGACUUUUCAGAGUUGUGGCUCUCUUGUAUGUAUAGUUUCUAAUUUUAGCUGCAGGACAGACCAAAGCCAUUGCCAGAGCUGUGUUAAAGACUGAGCAGGAGAAGCUGGGAAGGCUCGCAUCUCUGGCAGAGAAACUGUGAAGAUGGCUAACGAGAACACUUUUCUUUUGCUGGCAAAUGUCAGAAUGAGGAGCUGAAGUUUGGGAAGAAGAAGCUGCACACUCUGCUGGUACAAUUGACCUUGUGAAGGAAUGCCUUACAGAAACUUUGAAUGAAUGUGGGAUUGGGGUUGUUUUAUUUCACUAAUGGUUCUUUUUACUUCAUUUUAUUUGAAUGAAUAUGCUGCACGGACAGUAAAAGGGUAGUAGACAGUGUUAAUUGGUAAGAGACCCAAGCAUUGAUGUUUCAAAAACUGACUCCUAUUGCAUUUUAAUGUAAAAGUGUGAUUCCUUUACACCACGUAACCAUUAACUAAUGAUGUUUUUCUAAGAAAAAUUCAGUUAAUUUACCUAAAUUGGUAUUUUCACUUAAACUUGGAUGGUGGUGUUAACAAAUGCAGCUGGAAUGAUGGUACUGGAGUAUUUCAAUUAACAAUUAACAUGUUUAAAAAAAAAAAAAAAGUUUCUACCUCAGUGAUCCUAAACUGGAUGUGAUGAUCAUGUCACAGAAUCCUUUGAUAGCACUGCUGUGUUUAUAGUUAAACUUCAGCCAGUGGUUGCAAAGUUAAGUGUCAACCAACCUUGACUGAUCAAACACGCUGGUCUGAUGUCUGUUUAUGACCGCAUACCUUUCUAUCAGUGCUUUGUGUUUCCCUCUGCAAGUGUUCAGCAGUGCAAAGUACCCCCACCAUGUCAUGUUUGAAAAGUGGACUGCUAUAAUUUACACUGAAUGAAAAUGAUUGUCUGUGUGCUUUUUUUUUUUUUUUUUUUUUAACCAGCAGCAGUUCUAUCUCUUGAAUCCUGGUGCUGUUUCAGCAAAUUGGAGAAACUGUCUUCUAAUUAAAUUUCCAUAUACACGAUGAUUGCUUUGCCCGCCAUUUGCAUAGGGCUGUAAUUAAUGCAACAAAUUAGUUUUUCCUCUUUUAAAUUUUUUUUAAAUGCUUAAGAAUCUGUAAAGAUCUAUUCAAUGCUGGAGGAAAAAAAAAUCUACUGGUUCAGGGGGUUAACUUGUGCAGCGUAAAAGGGUCCCUUGUCAUAGUUUGAUGUGGAAAAAUGAAGAAAAGGUACAUUUUUAAUCUGAUAUUUCUUAUAGUUUCCAACCUUUCCCCAAAUACUCCAAAAUAUUUUUAAAAAAGAAUCCCAUCUUUUUCAAAGUCCAAAGAAAAGUGGCUCAUCUGAGCUGUUAAAUAACACAUUUCCUCCCUCGAAACAGACUCCUACUCUCUCCUGCUUUGACAGCUGAAUGACGACUAGUUACCACACAGAGAUUUGUAAAUAGCUUUGAGGAGAACCAUUGAUAAUGUGUUUUUAACCUGAAUGAAGCUGUAAUUUUUCUCUUUAAUGUUUUAUAUAUUUUUUAACAAUGUACAAAUGGCUGAAAAGGACAUGUAGGAACACGCGUCCCGUCCCCUGUCCCCCUGACUGAGUACGCACAGUACAGGAUGUUUGUAUCACACACGAUGACGUGCCACAGGUUUAGGAUGUGAAGGGUGGCUGGUUUGUGGGAAUACAUCAUGCAAUCGACGUCAUAUUGUAUUGAUGCAUAUAAACAAGGAUUUUUUUUUUAAAUUUUAAAUGCAGAUGUAUGAAAUGUGCAGAGGGUUGGUGUGAUAGAGGAGGAUGCGAGGGAUACGGUGAGAUUAUCCGCUGUGGUGACCCCUAAAGGGACCAGCUGGAAGAAGGAAAAAAAAUCUGAUUUUGAAGAACGGUAAAGGUCACAUGAAUGUCUUUGGACAAUGCAAACUGUAUUUCUUCAUUGUUAGCUUUAGUAGGAGUUCAAGCAUAUCUCCUCUUAAGAUUUUACCAACGACGCAGACUUCACGCCUCGUCUCCCUUUACCUUCCAUAUCGACGCUGCUCUUUCACAAAACCUUAUCUUACAGUAUCAUAAACCGAUGCAGCAGUUCAGCUCUCAUAAACUUUCCAACUUGUUUCUAUGUGUGUGUCUAAAUGUGUGUUACAGGUCGACAGAAUCCGAUGUGCCAAAUUAAAAGAAAAUUGUAGAUUGAUUGGGGGGGGGACUUGCUGUCAAUGUUUUAAAGAUCUCAAACACUUUCAUAAAUUCUUUGUGUAUUUCACAAUACGAUCAUUAAUGUGAAACAUACUUCUGCAUCCCGACUGCAUCCUGCAUUGUUCAGUUUCUAAUGAGGCAGUGAUUCUUUACCUCAUGCUGUUUUGAAGUCUGCAUAUAAUUGAACAUAGAAGACUAAGUCGGACUACAAUAUGAACAUGACACCAACUUGACUCCAUUAAUCCUGACGUUCUACAGCUUAACAUAAACUCUCAGAAAUAUCGCUUCCUCCACUUGUUGAGAUGCUGUUGGAUGCUUGGGGUCUUUGUUGAUCUGUGACUGGUCUUACUGUAAACAAAGCAAACUAAAGAUUUGGCAUUGUUUAUCUUAAUAUGCACAGCAGUGUUUCACGUGAAAGUGGUUUAAAGAAUUGGACAGGAAAGAUUGUUUUGGAGAAUAUUGCAUUAAAGGGGGAAAAAAAAAAUCUUA
Molecule: messenger RNA, 3349 nt
Organism: Archocentrus centrarchus (flier cichlid)
Lineage: Eukaryota; Metazoa; Chordata; Actinopteri; Cichliformes; Cichlidae
Gene: nudt4b
Product: nudix (nucleoside diphosphate linked moiety X)-type motif 4b
Exons: 5
Coding region: 52-615 (187 amino acids)
Biological process (GO): diphosphoinositol polyphosphate metabolic process; adenosine 5'-(hexahydrogen pentaphosphate) catabolic process; diadenosine pentaphosphate catabolic process
Cellular component (GO): nucleus; cytoplasm
Molecular function (GO): diphosphoinositol-polyphosphate diphosphatase activity; endopolyphosphatase activity; bis(5'-adenosyl)-pentaphosphatase activity
Source: RefSeq, a predicted model, not a curated record